AUGUUUCAAUUUCUGUUAUACCUCGCCCUGCAAGUGCUCCUGUUUGGGGCUUGGGUCUCAGGAACCCUGGAUCCAUACCAAAAGAAAUGUCAAGAAAUCAUCCUGGAUGCCAUGGGAGAGACAAAAGUGUCCUAUGGAUUAAAAAAAAGUCUGACCGGCAAGAAACUCACAGAAGACCAGAACCUCAGCAAGAUCCAAGACCAAAUGGGUAACCAACUGGGUGGCCUCUUCGGCAAAGGGGGUCUGGGCGAGGGGCUAGGCUCCGCUGUGAGCAAGGGACUCUGA
Penicillium macrosclerotiorum is the source of this 285-nucleotide messenger RNA. RefSeq lists its product as uncharacterized. The record is from RefSeq and is a predicted model, not a curated record. The coding region runs from base 1 to 285 and encodes 94 amino acids. NCBI's taxonomy places the organism in Eukaryota, Fungi, Ascomycota, Eurotiomycetes, Eurotiales, Aspergillaceae. The transcript has 2 exons.